Vombatus ursinus (common wombat) is the source of this 1705-nucleotide messenger RNA. RefSeq names its product 6-phosphofructo-2-kinase/fructose-2,6-bisphosphatase. Gene Ontology annotation, molecular function: 6-phosphofructo-2-kinase activity; fructose-2,6-bisphosphate 2-phosphatase activity; ATP binding. Gene Ontology annotation, cellular component: cytosol; 6-phosphofructo-2-kinase/fructose-2,6-biphosphatase complex. Gene Ontology annotation, biological process: fructose 2,6-bisphosphate metabolic process; fructose metabolic process. The transcript is spliced from 13 exons. The record is from RefSeq and is a predicted model, not a curated record. The coding region runs from base 1 to 1212 and encodes 403 amino acids. Lineage: Eukaryota; Metazoa; Chordata; Mammalia; Diprotodontia; Vombatidae.
AUGUCCCAAGAGAUGGGGGAACUCACCCAGACCCGGCUACAGAAGAUCUGGAUUCCCCAUACCAGCAGCAGCCGUCUGCAGCGUCGCAGAGGCUCAUCCAUUCCUCAGUUCACCAACUCCCCGACGAUGGUGAUCAUGGUGGGGCUGCCCGCACGGGGCAAGACCUAUAUCUCUACCAAGCUUACCAGGUACCUCAACUGGAUUGGGACCCCAACCAAAGUGUUCAAUUUAGGCCAGUACCGCCGAGAGGCCGUCCAAUACAAGAACUAUGAGUUCUUUCGGCCGGAUAACAAGGAAGCCCUGGUCAUCCGAAAGCAGUGCGCACUGGCGGCCCUGAAGGAUGUCCAUGAUUACCUUGGCCGUGAGGAAGGACACGUAGCGGUUUUUGAUGCCACCAAUACUACUAGGGAAAGACGGUCACUCAUUCUGCAGUUCGCCAAGGAGCAUGGCUACAAGGUUUUCUUCAUUGAGUCCAUCUGUGAUGACCCACACAUCAUUGCUGAGAACAUCACACAAGUCAAGCUGAGCAGCCCCGAUUACAAAGACUGUGACCGGGAGAAGGUAGUGGAAGACUUUCUGAAGAGAAUCGAAUGCUAUGAGAUGAAUUACCAGCCCAUCGAUGAGGAGCUAGACAGGUCCGAGUAUGCAUACACCUUAGCUAACUUCAUCCAGUCCCAGGACAUCAGCUCCCUGAAGGUCUGGACAAGCCACAUGAAGAGAACUAUCCAGACAGCUGAGGCCCUGAGGGUCCCUUACGAGCAGUGGAAGGCCCUGAAUGAGAUAGAUGCUGGUGUCUGUGAAGAGAUGACUUAUGAAGAGAUCCAACAGCAUUACCCAGAAGAAUUUGCACUUCGAGACCAGGACAAAUAUCGCUACCGCUACCCCAAGGGAGAGUCCUAUGAGGACUUGGUACAACGUCUAGAGCCCGUGAUCAUGGAAUUGGAGCGUCAGGAGAACGUGCUGGUGAUCUGCCACCAGGCUGUGAUGCGUUGUCUCCUGGCCUACUUUCUGGAUAAGAGUGCAGAGGAGCUGCCUUAUCUCAAGUGUCCCCUGCACACAGUACUCAAACUCACCCCAGUGGCUUACGGUUGCAAAGUUGACUCCAUUUACCUGAAUGUGGAGGCGGUGAACACCCACCGGGAAAAGCCCGAGAACGUGGAUGUCACCCGUGAACCUGAAGAAGCCCUGGAUACAGUGCCAGCUCACUACUAAGCAUCUUGGGACAGGCUAGAGAGCCACAUUCCCUUCUCAUUCCCACAGCCAGAGGCUGGCCUACCCACUAGCAAAGGGAUCCACAUCUCCCAUCCAGUUUUCCAGUCUCUCAGUUGAGCAAAGACCAAAGCCAGGCCCUGGUUUAGCCACGUUGGUUUUGGAAACCAAGGCUGAUCAGAAAAGGGGGUGGGGGCAGGGGGGAGAGGCAGAGAAGCCAAUGAUACAAAAGGGUAAGGAAGAAAGAUAGCCAGUAACAUUGCCCCCAAGCAGGCCCUUGCCUAUACCAUGUGGCCGCCGGCACUCAGGAUUCCCAGGGGCACAGCUAAGGACUGACCUCAAGUCCACUGGGCCUCUCAGAGAUGAGGAGUGUCUCUAGGCACCCCCAACAGUUCACAUGCUGAAACCAAAGCAGUUGAUGCACCCCUCCACGUGGACUUACCCUGCAACACAAUAAAAUCACCAAGUUCUCUGUGUGUGGGGAGAUCAUCUGAAA